AUGAAUUAUGAGGAAGCCAGGAGUGCGAGAGAGAAGCACACGGCCGAUGACUCCGAGGGAGGGACCCUGGACAUGUGCUGCAGUGACAGGCUGCCGGGUCCCCCCCAGCCGGUAGUGAUGGAGGCGCUGGACCAGGCCGAAGGGCUCGUGGACGCGCCGAGAGAGAUGCCACCGCCCCCACCACCUCCACCGCCCUCAGAGCCUGCUCAGAAGCCGCCACCUCCCGGCGCCGGGAGCCACUCCCUCACUGUCAGGAGCAGCCUGUGCCUGUUGGCUGCCUCCCAGUUCCUGCUUGCCUGCGGGGUGCUCUGGCUCAGCGGUUAUGGGCCCGUCUGGUCACAGAAUGCCACAGACCUCAUCUCCUCCUUGCUCACACUUCUGGAACAGCUGGGACCCAUGGCCUGGCUGGGUGUUGGGACCUGGGAAGUCCCCAGUCUGCUGCUGGUUACUCUGUCUGUGAUCCUCAUUACCACCCUGGCGUGGCACCUCCUGAGGGCUCCUCCAGAGCCACACACCGCAGUGCCCCCUGAGGAUAGGCGCCAGUCAGUGAGCCGCCAGCCCUCCUUCACCUACUCAGAGUGGAUGGAAGAGAAGGUCGAGGAUGACUUCCUGGACCUGGACCCUGUCCCUGAGACUCCUGUGUUUGACUGCGUGAUGGACAUCAAGCCUGAGGCUGACCCUGCCUCACUGACUGUCAAGUCCAUGGGUCUACAGGAAAGGAGGGGCUCCAACGUCUCCCUGACCCUGGACAUGUGCACGCCAGGCUGCAGUGAGGAGGGCUUUGGCUACCUCAUGUCCCCACGUGAGGAGUCGGCCCGUGAGUAUCUGCUCAGCGCCUCCCGGGUCCUGCAGGCCGAGGAGCUUCACGAGAAGGCCCUGGACCCCUUCCUGCUGCAGGCAGAAUUCUUUGAAAUCCCCAUGAACUUUGUGGAUCCAAAGGAGUAUGACAUCCCUGGGCUGGUACGGAAGAACCGGUACAAAACCAUCCUUCCCAACCCCCACAGCAGAGUGUGUCUGACCUCACCAGACCCUGACGACCCUCUGAGUUCCUACAUCAACGCCAACUACAUCCGGGGCUAUGGUGGGGAGGAGAAGGUGUACAUCGCCACUCAGGGACCCAUCGUCAGCACAGUCGGUGACUUCUGGCGCAUGGUGUGGCAAGAGCACACGCCCAUCAUCGUCAUGAUCACCAACAUCGAGGAGAUGAACGAGAAAUGCACUGAGUACUGGCCGGAGAAGCAGGUGAUGUACGACGGUGUGGAGAUCAUCGUGCAGAAAGUCAUUCAUACUGAGGAUUACCGGCUGCGACUCAUCUCCCUCAGGAGCGGGACCGAAGAGCGAGGCCUGAAGCAUUACUGGUUCACGUCCUGGCCUGACCAGAAGACCCCCGACCGGGCGCCCCCACUCCUGCACCUAGUGCGGGAGGUGGAGGAGGCAGCCCAGCAGGAGGGGCCCCGCUGUGCCCCGAUCAUCGUGCACUGCAGUGCAGGGAUCGGCAGGACGGGCUGCUUCAUCGCCACCAGCAUCUGCUGCCAGCAGCUGCGCCAGGAGGGCGUGGUGGACAUCCUUAAGACCACAUGCCAGCUCCGUCAGGACAGGGGCGGCAUGAUCCAGACAUGCGAGCAAUACCAGUUUGUGCACCAUGUCAUGAGCCUCUACGAGAAGCAGCUGUCCCGCCAGCCCCCAGAGUGA
Messenger RNA from Callorhinus ursinus (northern fur seal), 1692 nucleotides. RefSeq names its product protein tyrosine phosphatase non-receptor type 5 (gene PTPN5). NCBI's taxonomy places the organism in Eukaryota, Metazoa, Chordata, Mammalia, Carnivora, Otariidae. Gene Ontology annotation, biological process: signal transduction; protein dephosphorylation. The record is from RefSeq and is a predicted model, not a curated record. Gene Ontology annotation, cellular component: cytosol; plasma membrane; cell junction. Gene Ontology annotation, molecular function: protein tyrosine phosphatase activity; protein kinase binding.